UGAUGGUCGGACAGCAACCUUUGUUGGGAUUGGAACUAUCCAAUCCUCCUCAAGAUGGAAUAUCCAGCAUGGAGUUUAGCAAGACUGACAAGAACCUACUUGCUGUUUCCUCAUGGGACAAGACUGUGACUAUAUACGAUGUGAGUGCAAACCAUCCUGUCGCUGGAUAUAAGCACAAGGCGGCAGUGCUAGAUCUUGCUUUUUCUUCCACUGCACCGGUAGUUUACUCGGGUGGACUGGAUAGAGCGCUUCGAAGAUUUGAUGUGGUAAGCAAGACUGAAACCAGUUUGGGAACACACGAAGAAGCUAUUAGCUGUAUCAAUUACUCCAAGGAGAUCGGUCAAACCAUUACAGGAAGUUGGGAUAAAUAUAUCAAACUAUGGGAUGACCGCUUAUCCAUUUCUUUGACAGAGAGUUAUUCCCAUCCAGAAAAGAUCUACUCCAUCUCGUCAGUACAAUACAAGCUAGUUGUGGCCAUGGCUAAUCGCCAGAUCUAUAUAUACGAUUUGCGUAACAUGUCUGAAACGCUUCAACGACGAGAAAGCUCGCUUAAAUUCAUGACCCGUCGAGUAGCAUGCACACCCAAUGGGGAUGGGUUUGCAUCCUGUUCAGUCGAAGGCAGAGUUGCCGUAGAAUAUUUUGAUCCUGCUGAAGAAAUACAAGCAAAGAAUUAUUCUUUCAAGUGUCAUCGACAAGUCAUUGAUGGUGUUGAUACCAUCUUUCCUGUCAAUGCACUGGCCUACAACUCCAAACACGGUACAUUUGCAUCUGGAGGUGCAGACGGUGUAGUGAACAUCUGGGAUGGACUCAAUAAGAAACGUAUUAAGCAAUAUCCAAAAUAUCCAACGAGUAUUUCGUCACUUGCAUUCAACUUUGAUGGAUCACUUCUUGCAGUCGCGUCGAGCUACACAUACGAAGAAGGAGAAAAAGAUCAUCCAGUAGACUCUAUAUACAUCAGAUCUGUUGCGGAUAAUGAAAUGCGACCCAAACUUGCUUCUGGUCAUACUAAAUAACAUCAAUAAAGAACG
This is a messenger RNA of Batrachochytrium dendrobatidis JAM81, 1028 nucleotides long. RefSeq lists its product as uncharacterized. The coding region runs from base 3 to 1013 and encodes 336 amino acids. Gene Ontology annotation, molecular function: ubiquitin binding. The transcript has 6 exons. The record is from RefSeq and is a predicted model, not a curated record. Lineage: Eukaryota; Fungi; Chytridiomycota; Chytridiomycetes; Rhizophydiales. Gene Ontology annotation, cellular component: nucleoplasm; kinetochore; bub1-bub3 complex. Gene Ontology annotation, biological process: mitotic spindle assembly checkpoint signaling.